GAAAUUGCAUGGGAAUGAAUGCAGGUGCAGGAAGCGCAGAGAGUCCACGCUAUCGAGAUGGUCGAUCACGCGAGUGGCUGGCGCGUGUACGAGGCUUGUAUUUGUAGCACAGCAUAGCAAUAGCACAGUGAGAAGACAAAGCGCACUCGUUUCGUUGAUCAUCGUUCACCUGCCGGUGACGGAAUUCAAAAACACCCGCCUCUUUCUCUCUCUCUCUUUCUCUCUCUCUCUCUCUCUCUCUCUCUCUCUCUCUCUCUUGCUCUGACCAGAAUCUGUUCCAUUCAUCUUCUCUGGUUUCGAUUCCAAUUCGCUGGGGUGAGAAUUCGAUACACCGUUUUCUUAGUCGUGUAGGGGAAUUUCGGGGUAUCUGAUCUCAUUAUGUUUUGCUUCAUUUUCACGUUUUUCGUUGCGUUACUUCACUCCACCUCGCAUCGCAUUGCCUAACUCCAGUUCCCUCGCAAUUCCGAUCCUACGCUGGUUUUCCUACCGCCUCUGUUUCUGUCUCUUACUUUUUUUUUUCUUAAAUUUGAAGUUUGUUGUUGAUCUCAUUGAUUUUGUAUAUGGUAUAUCAAUUUGCAUGCCUAUUCGUGCGAGUAAGAAUUUUUUUCGUCCUUUUUUUGUGUUGUUUGCUGUGUGAAAGUGUUUGAAAAUUGGUCUGUGUUUUUUUUUUUUUUGUAUUGGAUUGGCAUCAUCUUUCUCUGAACUCUAAACUUCAUAGAAACAAUAUAGAAAGAAGCUGAAAACGUUUAGCGGUUAAAUACUCAUAAUCCAGUUGUAUUUCGUUGAGAGAAAGAGAAUAGACGCUGUUCUGCUUGCUAGGGUGUAACCACUCUUCUUCUCAUGUUUGGUUUGUAAAUCAAAGGUAUUGUAAAAGGAGAAUUUUAAUCUUUAAAAAUAGAUGGAUUGACGUGUUUGAAGGAAAGAUGGUUAUGAAUAUGAGGAAACUAUGCUUGGUCUGUUCUUUAGCCUGUGAUAGACUUGUGUCGCAGAAAGUUUUAUGUUGAAAAAUGAAAGAUUGGGGAUGAGAAUUUCACUCUGUAUUUGGGGUUUGCUGUCUGUAGUUGGACUGCAUGUCUUUCUUACAGUAUUUAUUGUGUAAAUUGAGAGAAAGGUAGCAAUGCUAUGGUUGCAUAAUGAUCGCAAGAGGUGGUUCCAUAUUGGGAGUAGCCUGUGGGCUAUCGGUUUAUCUUCUGGUAUUAGGCGCCUGAAAUCUCUUCGUAGUUUCAUUUCUCUAACUGGACAGAACAAAUUCAGGUGAGACCGGAGACAACUUGAUUAUCAGUUUCUCUUGCUACUGCUGAAGAAAAUAAGUACCUGACUAACUAAUUUAUCAAUCAAACAAGAGUGGUUUUGAAUUGGGGAUGGAGAGAUAGAGAGAAAGUGGUCGGGCUUUAGAACUAUUACAGGAAUUAACCGAAUCACAGUGGACUGUCAACUAUUACAGAAAUUAACUUAAUGUCUUGCUUUUGAACUUUGAGGUUUGUGAUCAACUGCAAUGAUGAUUUGUUAGUCUGUUUCUGGUUUUACUUGCUUUGAGGAAUGGGCAUGAUUUUUAUCUAGUAUGUCUUUGAUGAUGAGGUUUUAUAAUCUUCAGAAGUUCUUACUAGUGAGUUGCUUUCUUUAUUGAGUAACUUUUUUUAUAUUACAGACUAGAGUGCUUUUUCCUUUCACAGAUCUGAAGAUUGAUGACAAAUAGUCUGGUUUGGGUAUCAAAAACAAAAUUCAAGAAAAUAAUGGAAGCACAUCCUACUUUCUCCAUUGAAAGAUCAAAGCAACUCAAUAGCAUGGGGAUGUCUGGAGCACUUUCUUCAUCUUUGUCAAUCCUUCCAAUACCCACAGAAGAUAUGUAUCCUAGGCUGCCUGAAUCACAGUUGGAUAUUGUAGAACAAGAACUUAUGACAAGACCUUAUACUCAUUCAAGUUAUUUGAAUUCCAAUGGAGUAGUUGGGCAUAUUAUUUCGUCUUCCUCUGGAUAUUCAAUUGACCUUCAUCACUCAUCUCUUUCACCUGAUGAAAAACACUCUACUAACGCUCAUUUUAUUUCACAAUCAUCAACCAACAUUGCCCAAUUUCCAUUAUCAUAUUCUUCGAGUACUGCACUACCAACUUCAGCAACACCAACCCAUUUUUCCAAAGAAAACAGUGCUUCCUGGCAUUCAGAGUCCCUGCCAAGUUUUCUGGAUUUUCCUGCACAUGACUCAAUGGACGAUAAUAGGGUAGAAAGUAGUGAUUGCCCAAUCAUGGCAUCGGAGGAGUAUUGUAAACAAAAUGAUUGGCAGGAGUGGGCUGAUCGGCUAAUCAGUGAUGAUGACACUUUGACUUCUAAUUGGGAUGACCUUCUCACUGACAACAUUCGAGACAUUGAGCCAAAGGUUGCAAAACCACUUUCACAGUUUCCAGGACAUCAAUCCCAAGGUCUACAACAACUUCCUGCUUCAUUAGGAGAAAAUUGCUCUGGAGCUACCCUCUCCUCCUCAGCAAAUUCUACUCCUGCCAAGUCACGAAUGCGUUGGACACCAGAACUUCACGAGGCGUUUGUGGAGGCUGUCAACCAACUUGGGGGAAGUGAAAGAGCUACUCCAAAGGGUGUGCUGAAGCUCAUGAAAGUUGAAGGAUUAACUAUAUAUCAUGUGAAAAGCCAUUUGCAGAAAUACAGGACAGCUAGAUAUAGACCGGAGUCAUCUGAAGGAGUUGCGGAGAAAAAAGCAGGUUCCAUUGAAGAGAUGUCAUCUCUAGAUUUAAAAACUGGUAUUGAGAUCACUGAAGCUCUACGACUACAAAUGGAGGUUCAGAAGCGGUUGCAUGAACAGCUUGAGAUUCAAAGAAAUCUGCAGCUGCGAAUAGAAGAACAAGGAAGGUACCUCCAGAUGAUGUUUGAGAAGCAACGUAAAUCUGAAACUGAAGCGUUGAAGGCAUCAUCAUCUACUAUUGAGAGUCAAUCUGGAGUAUCUUCGAAUGCCACGAGAGACUUCCCGGUCAAAAAUGUUUUGGAAGCAACACAAGUGGACCAUUGUAGGUCAGGACCUGAUCAAGCUAACCGCAGUACCACAGUUGAGGAAGGCUCGCUGGAAAAGGGUCGGAAUCCUGAUUCUCCCAAAACUCAACAUGGUAUUGCUAGUGAUGAUAGUGCACAAGCUCCAAAACGUCAAAGAACAGAGUAAGCUAUAUGAAAACGUGAUGGGUCGAGCUCGUAAGUGAUGAGUUUCUUCUGUCCUAUUAUGAAUGAGUGCAAUGUAAAUUUAGCAGAUGAUGUCACCUCAAUGGCUUGGAAGGCUUAGGUCAAGUUUUGUUGUUAGAAAUCCUUUUUGUUAGAUAGUUUGUAAAUGACAAUAACUGUAAGCCAUACUUCAGCUUGCGCAUACUCUAUCCUUGGGAUAUGUGGAACUCUUCAUGCGCCCUCGAUUACCGUUCCCGACAAGAAUAAAAAGCAAAUAAUGUGUCAAAGUUAACGAGCUUGUAGCUCAACUUGAUGAUGCGCAAA
Vigna radiata var. radiata (mung bean) is the source of this 3481-nucleotide messenger RNA. RefSeq names its product protein PHOSPHATE STARVATION RESPONSE 1. Gene Ontology annotation, molecular function: DNA-binding transcription factor activity; DNA binding. The coding region runs from base 1686 to 3161 and encodes 491 amino acids. The record is from RefSeq and is a predicted model, not a curated record. Lineage: Eukaryota; Viridiplantae; Streptophyta; Magnoliopsida; Fabales; Fabaceae. The transcript is spliced from 8 exons.